Rotaria sordida is the source of this 1470-nucleotide messenger RNA. NCBI's taxonomy places the organism in Eukaryota, Metazoa, Rotifera, Eurotatoria, Philodinida, Philodinidae. The record is from the annotation of a GenBank genome assembly.
AUGGAAAAUGAGAUGAAAGAAGUACGAAUGGAGACCAAUCUCGUUCCUGAUUAUCGUACUAUUUAUCAACAGUGUAUGAAAACUAAUAUUAGAAAGAUCAUACGAUGGCUUGAUACUCGUUUGAUGUCGUUUCUUUUUUUACUGGAAUUCGUUGCCUAUCUUAAUCGAAUUAAUAUCGGUCACGUCAAAAUGAGUCGUAUCACCGAUGAUAUUCAGGUGUCCUCGUCGGAGUUCGAUUGGGCUGUUUCGAUAUUUUAUUUAGCCUAUAUGAUUUUUGUAAUUCCAAAUAUUAUACUUUUACGUAUUUCUGGUCCAACACUUUAUCUGUCAGUUAGUAUGAUUUUAUGGGGAACGAUAACAUUGGGUAUUGCUUUUGUGAAAAAUGCUACACAAUUGAUUGUUGUUCGUUUUCUUCUUGGUAUGACUGAAGCUGGUUUCUUUCCUGGUAUCGUCAUCUAUCUGUCAUUUUGGUAUCGUAAACAAGAACAAAUAUUUCGAAUCGCCAUAUUCUUCAGUGCUGCUGCGAUGGCUGGUGGUAUCGGUAGCAUUAUGGCUUAUGGUAUUUCUAAAAUAGAUGGUUUGUGUGGCUUAAAUGACUGGCAAUGGAUAUUUUUGUUAGAAGGAUUGCCAAUUAUUCCACUCGGCAUAAUAACAUUUCUUUUUCUUGAUAGUGUACCAGAAACUGUUCAAUGGUUGAAUAGUGUGGAGAAAAACUUAUUCUUAAAUUAUCUUCGUGACGAUGACAACGUAUCACAUAUUGAAUCUAUGCCAUAUAAACGAUUUUCAUUGAUUCAAUUACGUCAUACAUUUACUAAUUGGCAAUUAUAUUUAUAUACUCUGAUUACGACAGGAAUUUCAGCUAUUAUCAAAACAUUUGCCAAUUAUCUUCCAUCUCUAAUCCAAGAUAUGCAGCUUUCCAAACUCGAAUAUCAUAUAUUGACAAUACCUCCAUACAUUCUGGCAUUUAUAUCUUGUUUAGUGGUCGGUUAUUCAUCAUCACAUCGAAAAGAGCACUGUGUUCAUCUUGUACUAUGUUUAUUGGUUGCUCUUGUCAGUUUUAUUUUAAUGAUAACUAUGAGCGAACAAAUGAAAGUAGCACGGUAUAUCGGUAGUUGUUUUGCUGCUAGUGGAUCAUUUGCAGCUCUUCCCAUUAUUUUAUCUUGGUUAACAAACAACGUCAACGGUCAUACGAAACGAGCAAUGAGUGUUGGUUUUGCCAUGUUUUUAGCUCAAAUUGGAGGUAUUGUAGCACCUCAGCAUUACCAUGUGAAUGAUCGACCAAUAUAUCGACGAGGUCAUAUUAUUUCUAGUGUAGUUAUUGCAAUUACUUUAUUACUUGUUUUUACUUUACGUUACUUUUUGGCAAGAGAAAAUAAUCGACGAGAAAAUUUGACGCAUGACAUGUAUGAAAUAGAAGCAGCUAUUGAAGAGCCAUGUGAUCAGCAUCCCGGUAUUCGAUAUGUAUUGUAG